AUGAGGACGCCAAAAAAUGUGCACGAUCUUGCAGCCGAAAAUACUACAAAUGAGCCAUUAAAUUUUAAUGUACCAGUAAAAGGUUUAGAUUUUAAUAAAGAAAACAUCACAUUAGAUGACAUUCUUGAGUCAUUUAAAACAACAGGAUUUCAAUCUGUAAAUCUUUAUAAUGCAAUUUUAGAGAUAAAAAAAAUGAUAGAAGCUAAAUCUAAAAUAUAUUUAGGAUGUACAUCUAAUUUAAUUAGUAGUGGAUUACGAGAUAUUAUUAGAUUUCUUGUAGAACAUAAACAUGUUGAUGUAUGUGUUAUAACAGCAGGGGGAAUAGAAGAAGAUAUUAUAAAAUGUCUUAAACCGACGUAUUGUGCAAACUUUAACUACAAAGGUCAAGUUUUACGAGAAAGUGGAUACAAUAGAAUUGGUAAUCUUGUAAUAUCGAAUGAAAACUACGAAUUGUUUGAAGAAUGGUUUAAUAAGUCAUUAGAUUUGUUAGUUGAAGGGUACAGUGAAGAAAAUCCAUUGAUUAUUACGCCGUCUGAAUUAAUAAAAUAUUUAGGCAAACAAAUAAAUGAUAAAAAUUCAGUACUUUAUUGGGCAGCAGUUAAUAAUAUUCCUAUUUUUUCACCCGCUCUCACUGAUGGAUCUAUCGGUGAUAUGAUAACUUUUUAUAAAAAAAGGUUAUGUUUAAAAAUUGAUAUAGUAGAGGAUAUUAGAAACAUAAAUUUUAGCGGUUUAAGCAGUGAAACUACUGGUGCUAUUAUUUUGGGAGCAGGACUUGUUAAGCACCAUAUUUUAAAUGCCAAUUUAUUUAGGAAUGGGCUGGAUUUUUGUGUACUAAUUAACACUGCAAAUGAAUACGAUGGAAGUGAUGCAGGGGCAAAUAUUGAAGAAUCGGUUAGUUGGGGAAAAAUAAAAGCAAAUAAAAGUUGCGUAAAAUUGGUUGGUGAUGCUACGAUUUUGUUUCCUCUCGUAGUCUAUUCUACAUUUUAUAAAUUACAUUAA
Vairimorpha ceranae is the source of this 999-nucleotide messenger RNA. Its product is annotated as deoxyhypusine synthase. Gene Ontology annotation, biological process: peptidyl-hypusine biosynthetic process. The record is from RefSeq and is a predicted model, not a curated record. Gene Ontology annotation, cellular component: cytoplasm. The transcript has a single exon. Lineage: Eukaryota; Fungi; Microsporidia; Nosematidae. Gene Ontology annotation, molecular function: deoxyhypusine synthase activity. Bases 1 to 999 code for a protein of 332 amino acids.